AUGGAGAGGCAGAGGAGCUCCUCCUCCUCGUACCGGCUCUUUAGUCCCAAGUGCCUCCUCCUCCUGUCCUUCGGCUCCUCCUCCCUCCUCUUCUCCUUCCUCUUCGCGCUUUUCGUCGUCCGCCACGGCCGCCCCCUCCACCUCCCAUUCGCCAUGCCCAACGACUCCACCGCGGCCCUUGCACGGUCACCGCCUCUUGGGAGCGGUGGGGGUUCCAUGGUCGGCGCAGUGGCGCUCGCGCCGGAGGCCGGUUAUGCGGUCCGUGGGCGCGGGAGUGGAGAUUCAGUGGCGGAUGGAGCCCUCCACGCGGUUGCCGGAGACCUGUCGGCUCGGGGCGUGGGCUCGGCAAUGGAGGUGGAAGAAGCGGUUACCGGAGGAGGAAAUGGUGGAGCACCCGCGACUGGUAAGGUUUUGGAGGUGCAAGAGAUUGCAGAAGCUGGGAAGAACUCUAUUGGAGCCUCGGAUUUGGCUAUGGAUGCUAAAGAAGUGCCCGGUGUGGGAGGAGAUGACGAGAAGUUGGGGAAAUUUUCCGUUCGGAAGGAAAACUUGCCCGAGGACAAGGAUCUUAGCAGACAACACGCUGGUUCGGAAACAAAGACGCAGUUAAAUGCUGGCACUGGCAAUGCGUCUGCUUCACAGGAAGUAGCUGCAUCAAUGGUGAAAUCGGAGGGAGGAGAGUCUCUGAGAACUGUCAAUUUAUCCGUCGAAGCUUCAGGUGCUGCAAUGGAGGUGAGUGGUGAAUCUGUGCAAGACGAUCUUGUGGUUGUGGGGGAUAAGCACAACUCCUCAGUACAAGCAGCUUAUGCUUCUCAACAAGGGGAGCAACUUGAAAGCUCAGAUCAUUCAGCAGGGAAUAAUAAUUCUGGGGGAGCUCCGGUCAAUCAAAAUAAGCAAGAUCCUAAUCUGAUUGAGGAAGCGGUCACGAGCAAAACGGAUUCUACACGAAGCAAUACCAUACAUUGUGAUGUUUAUGAUGGGAGUUGGGUGUUUGAUGAGACCUAUCCACUCUACACGAGCGAUUCAUGCCCGUUUAUAGAUGAAGGAUUCAGCUGUGGAGCAAAUGGAAGAAUGGAUCAAAGAUACAUGAAGUGGAGGUGGCAGCCUAAGCAUUGCAAUAUACCGAGGUUUAAUGCUAGGAAAAUGCUUGAGAUGCUGCGAGGAAAGCGACUAGUGUUUAUUGGGGACUCCAUUAACAGAAACCAGUGGGAAUCCAUGAUGUGCUUGCUGAGAACGGCUGUCUCAGAUCCUGGAAGGAUUCAUGAAACCCAUGGCCGCAGGAUUACUAAAGAGAAGGGUGAUUACAACUUCAAGUUCUUGGACAACAACUGUAGUGUGGAAUAUCAUGUGACACAUUUCUUGGUGCAUGAAAGCAAGGCGAGAAUUGGCCAGAAGCGCAUGAAGACACUACGGAUCGAUACCAUUCAUCGGAGCUCAUCAAGAUGGAAAGGUGCUGAUGUGCUUGUGUUCAACACUGCCCAUUGGUGGUCGCAUCACAAAACACAAUCUGGAGUGAACUAUUAUCAGGAGGGAGACCAUGUUCAUCCCCAUCUCGAUGCCUCUACCGCUUUCCAAAGAGCACUAACCACCUGGGCAUCCUGGGUGGACAGGUACAUCAAUCCACAGCUAACUCAAGUGUUCUUCCGAAGCUCAUCCCCGUCGCAUUUCAGCGGUAGGGAGUGGAAUUCAGGGGGACACUGCAGAGAGAGCAUGCUGCCCCUUAAUGACACCCAUGCUAAGCCGGAUAGAUGGUCACCCAUCUGUAUAUGGCCGGAAGACGAUAGAUUUAACCGCAUCGAGCGUACAGGAUUGCAGCCACUGGUGCCUUCCUGGAGUCCCAGAUACAUGGAAUGA
This is a messenger RNA of Miscanthus lutarioriparius, 1851 nucleotides long. The record is from the annotation of a GenBank genome assembly. Lineage: Eukaryota; Viridiplantae; Streptophyta; Magnoliopsida; Poales; Poaceae.